ACCAAAAAAAAAAUCAAACUAUUGAUGUCCUCAACGACCGUCUUUCCAAUUCUAUUCUUUGCAAGAUCCAAUGCUAAUGGAUGGAUGACUAAUUAACACCAAAAUAAGAGCAGCAAUAAUUUUGAUUUCCACUUCCACCAUUUUUCUUUCUCCUUAGCAACAAUGGCUGCAGCAGUCUCCAUUGCAGCGGAAUGGCAACUCCUCUACAAUCGUUACUACCGGAAACCCGAAAUAUACUCUAUGAAAUGGAAACACAUUGAUCUUACUCGCAACAAGGUAGCCUGCGCACCUUAUGGUGGUCCAAUUGCUGUAAUUCGUGACGAUUCAAAGAUCGUUCAACUUUACGCUGAAUCAGCUCUUCGAAAGCUCCGAAUAUUCAAUUCCGCUGGCAAUCAGAUUUCUGAAACUAUCUGGAGAAAUCCUGGUGGACGAUUGAUAAGUAUGUCUUGGACCGAAGAUCAAACCCUAAUUUGCAUAGUGCAAGACGGAACGGUUUAUAGGUAUAACAUCCAUGCUGAGUUAAUUGAACCUAGUAUUUCGUUAGGGAAGGAGUGCUUUGAGCAAAGUGUAGUGGAUUGUGUGUUUUGGGGGAAUGGAGUUGUGUGUAUGAAUGAAGGUUUUCAGUUUUUCUGUGUGCCGGAUUUUUCGAAUUUUAGGUCGGAUAAGGAUGUCGUUAAAUUGGCUGAUCCUGUGCUCGAGGAUCCUCCAUUAUGUAUGACGGUGAUCGAGCCUAAGUAUACGAUGUCAGGGAAUGUGGAGGUAUUGCUUGGUGUUGGAGAUCAUGUAUUGUUGGUGGAUGAAGACGAGUCAAGGGAAGUGGGUGAAGGUGUUGGACCGCUUCAAAAGAUGGUGGUUUCUAGGGAUGGAAAGUUAUUGGCUUCCUUUACUCAUGAUGGGAGGCUACUGGUUAUUACCUCUGACUUCGCUAACAUUAUUUUCGAGCACGUUUGCGAGUCUGCUCUUCCCCCAGAACAGCUGGCCUGGUGUGGACUGGACAGUGUACUAUUGUAUUGGGAUGAUGCUCUUCUGAUGGUGGGCCCAUGUGGAGAUCCAGUGCGCUACUUUUAUGAUGAACCAAUAAUUUUGAUAUCAGAAUGCGAUGGUGUUAGGGUUCUUUCAAACACAAAUAUGGAAUUUCUUCAGCGAGUUCCUGAUUCCACAGUGUCGAUUUAUGAGAUAGGAAGCACAACCCCUGCAGCUUUGUUAUAUGAUGCUUUGGAUCAUUUUGAUAGGCAAAGUGCCAAGGCGGAUGAAAAUUUGAGAAUGAUAAGAUCAUCAUUGCCAGAGGCAAUCGAAGCAUGCAUUGAUGCUGCAGGUUAUGAAUUUGAUGUUUCACGUCAACGAACGUUGUUGAGAGCUGCAAGCUAUGGUCAAGCCUUUUGUUGCAAUGUUCCUCGUGAUCGUUUCCAAGAGAUGUGUAAAACAUUGCGUGUAAUAAAUGCUGUUCGUAGCCCUGAGAUUGGGAUCCCUCUUAGUAUACAACAGUACAGGGAGCUAACAGCACCGGUUUUGAUUUCUCGUUUGAUUAAUGCCCGUCAUCACCUUUUGGCCCUAAGAUUAUCUGAGUACCUUGGCUUGAACCAGGAGCUUGUCAUAAUGCAUUGGGCAUGUACCAAGAUAACAAGUUCGUUAGCAAUGUCUGAUACAGCUCUCCUCAGUCUUUUACUUGACAAGUUGAAAUUAUGUAAAGGCAUAGACUAUGCUAGAGUUGCUGAGCAUGCUGAUAAAAGUGGCAGAAGAAAGUUGGCUGCUGCUCUGGUUGAGCAUGAACCUUGUCCAUCCAAACAGGUUCCACUGCUAUUAAGCAUUGGAGAGGAAGACUCAGCUUUGACAAAAGCCACGGAUAGUGGGGAUACUGAUCUUGUGUAUUUUGUCUUGUUCCAUAUUUGGCACAAGAGGCCAGCAUUGGACUUCUUUGGGACGAUUCAAGCCAAACCAUUAGCUAGGGAUUUAUUCAUGGUUUACUCUAGGUGUCAUGAUCAUGAAUUCUUAAAGGACUUCUAUUUAUCAGCCGGACAGCUGCAGGAAGUUGCAUUUCUUUUAUGGACGGAAUCCUGGGAAUUAAGCAAGAAUCCUAUGGCUAGCAAGGGGACACCACUUCAUGGGCCACGUGUAAAACUUAUUGAGAAGGCUCGGGAUCUUUUUUCUGAAACAAAAGAACACAUCUUUGAAUCAAAAGCUGCGGAAGAGCAUGCAAAACUGUUGAGAAUUCAACAUGAGCUAGAGGUGUCCACCAAGCAAGCAAUUUUUGUAGAUUCAAGCAUUAGUGACACCAUCCGGACGUGCAUUGUACUCGGAAAUCAUCGAGCAGCUAUGAAGGUGAAAACAGAAUUCAAGGUUUCUGAGAAAAGAUGGUACUGGCUUAAAGUUUUUGCAUUAGCUACCAUUAGAGACUGGGAUGCGCUGGAGAAGUUCUCAAAGGAGAAGAAACCACCAAUUGGAUAUAAACCCUUCGUUGAAGCUUGCAUCGAUGCAGAAGAAAAAGGUGAAGCGUUGAAAUAUAUCCCCAAACUUACUGAUCUUGGAGAAAGAGCUGAGGCAUAUGCUCGAAUAGGAAUGGCGAAAGAAGCUGCAGAUGCUGCUUCUCAGGCGAAAGAUAGCGAGCUGCUUGGUCGGUUGAGAUUGAGUUUCACCCAAAGUACUGCAGCUACAUCAAUUUUUGACACUAUUCGUGAGAGGUUGGGUGUUUCAUAAGGGAUCUUGUUUCUUUGUAUUUAUUUCAUCGAGAGAGAUGGUCUUUUGCUUUCAUUUCUCUUUCGGUAUCUUUAUUCGUGUGCAUAGAUAAAGGGUUGCAUAUAUUCCUGAGUGUAAAUUUUCAUCAUAAGAUGUUGCAGUCUGGCUUUUGCUUCUGCCAUUUUGUAAAAAAGUGUUGAGCCUUAUUAUGUGCUACAAUGCUCGCAUGAAAAGCAGCCGUUCCAUGAGUCGACAGGGAUGGCUACUGGUCUGAUUUGAUUGUGAGCCAGUUAAUGUUUUGGGACAAGCUCACAAUAAACACUAUUUGGAUUAGUUUUAGUUUUUGUUGGUUUGAUUACUGUAAUUUGAUUAAAUCAUUUUUUGUAUUCUGUUUGGGUCCAUUGUGAACAGUUCCUUCAAAAAUUUAAUCAAUAAAAAUACAAACAAUAUGCAUUUUACAA
Molecule: messenger RNA, 3134 nt
Organism: Amaranthus tricolor (Joseph's coat)
Lineage: Eukaryota; Viridiplantae; Streptophyta; Magnoliopsida; Caryophyllales; Amaranthaceae
Product: protein VACUOLELESS1
Exons: 15
Coding region: 163-2694 (843 amino acids)
Biological process (GO): endosomal transport; intracellular protein transport; vacuole fusion, non-autophagic
Cellular component (GO): HOPS complex; lysosomal membrane; cytoplasm
Molecular function (GO): actin binding
Source: RefSeq, a predicted model, not a curated record